Colletotrichum aenigma is the source of this 3102-nucleotide messenger RNA. RefSeq names its product Cell division control protein 4 (gene CDC4). NCBI's taxonomy places the organism in Eukaryota, Fungi, Ascomycota, Sordariomycetes, Glomerellales, Glomerellaceae. The record is from RefSeq and is a predicted model, not a curated record. Gene Ontology annotation, molecular function: protein binding. The transcript is spliced from 3 exons. The coding region runs from base 1 to 3102 and encodes 1033 amino acids.
AUGACGCCCUCGCCGGGUCCUCAGUCAAACGCCGUAGAGGUCCGCCGGCCUCGCUCCAGUCAGACCGUCUCCUUCUCCGUCGACGAGAAGAACAACCCGGCACACGGCCAGGACUCGACCAGCCUGCAGUACCAAGUCUCCGAGUGCAUCGAGACCACCACAACCACCACUACCACCACCACAAAGCGCACUUUCCCUCCCGUCUAUCUGCGCGACGUUCGCCCUCUCCACGAACUCGACUCCAAGGAGUACCCUCUCGCCUCGAAGCCUCUGCCUCCCGAACUCGCAAACUUCUCCUUCAGCGUCACCGGCUCCUCUACCGAUGCCAUGACUGAUGACCUCUUCGUCCCCAAAAAGCGCAAGACCCCUCUUGCAGCCCACAGGCAACCCGCAGGUCUGCUCAAAGAAGACGAGUCCAGCCAAGAGUCCCCGAGACGCACAUCAAAGUCCCCCUCAGACCCCUUUCAGAGAAGGUCACGUCGCUCAACCGCCCGUGAUCCCUCACCUUCAUCUCAGAACGCGUCUCCCAGUCUCCCAUCAAGGCCCUCCAGAAACCCCCGAUCAGUCGGCCUUUCUUUCACCGAGGAUGCCUCACAAAGACUCCGACGCCACCUCUCGAGAGGCAAGCAGACCGGCUGCCUGGCUACACCCGACACUUCUGAGCUAGCUGGCUCUUCUUCCGACCGCGUCCCUCGACCUCGACUCCAGAUCGCACGCACAAGCCAUACCCCCGAGUCCGGCCCCAGCAGUCAAGCAAACAUGCACGACGCACCAAGCCCCAUCGGCAGCGAUGCCCUCACCGUCUUCAGCAGCAACGUAGCCACUCCCCCCAUCACCGAUGCUGACGCCGAGCCCUUUGUCGAUGCCGACGAGUCUCUGCAACAGGCUAUCCGUGCCGUUGGCCACCGGCCCUCGAUCGAUGCCGUCGCUGCCCAGGAUGCGAGCCUCCCUAGUCCGAGACUUUCCCCCACACUCGCGGCCGCCCAAAUGGGUUCCAGAGAUUCCGAAGACGAGGACGAGGACUCGACCCAGAGCACCGCUCUAACCAGGAGAAAUCACAGCUUCCGUAACCAGCAGUGGCUCCACGACUCCCAGGCCGGGGAAGAGGGCGGCUACUCCUCUGAUCUGUCAAUGGUAGCCGCUGAAGACAGCUCGUCCCAACUCGAUAACCUUGAUGCCCAUACCGCUAUGCUCGACGCACGCACCAUGAUGGAGAGGUUCGACGCGAUGCCCAGCGAGAUGAAGAGUUUCAUAAUGUACAACUUCCUUCGCCGCUGCCCUAGGAAGACAUUGCGACUCGUAGCCGAUGUCGUCACCCCGGCGCUGAAAUGCGAUUUCUUCAAGCAACUUCCCCUUGAGUUGAGCUUUCACGUGCUCUCCUUCCUCGACCAUCGCGACCUCUGCCGAGCCGCCCAAGUGUCCAAGCACUGGCGGAACAUCGUCGACACGAACGAGACUGGUUGGAAAGAGCUGUUCGAUCGAGACGGAUUCACGCUUCCUCCUGGCGAGCUUGACAAGGCUAUUGUUCAGGGUUGGGGUUGGCAGGAUCCUGUCGGCGUCAUGGGUGCUGAAGUUGACCUCAGCCGGACCAGCCGGUUGAACUCGGCAGACAACGAGUUGACCAAGGCUGUUGUGAAGCCAGAUCCCACGGUCAAGCUCCGCAGUUCCAAGCGCAAGCGAGGUAUGAACAUUCCGGGCGCAGAUCGAUCAAAGAGGAGGGUUAGUGGCCAAGAGUCUGCCCGCAACGAGGCACUCCAGUUGGAAGUCAAGCAGCACAAAUCCGAGGGACCUCUGUCAGCAGCAAACGCCGCUGCCACUGCGGUGCCCAAUCCUCAGCUGGGCAUGCCAAGCUUGCAGAAGCUUCACCUGUUCAAGAGUCUCUACCGCCGCCACUACAUGAUCCGCCAAAGCUGGACCAGCGGCAAGGUAAAACCUGGCCACGUCGCUUUUGCCGCCCACCCUCGUCACGUCAUCACCUGCUUGCAGUUUGACGAAGACAAGAUCAUCACUGGUAGCGACGAUACGCUUAUCCACGUCUACGAUACCAAGACCGGGAAGUUGCGGAAGAAGCUCGAGGGCCACGAGGGUGGCGUUUGGGCCCUACAGUACGAGGGCAACAUGCUUGUGUCUGGAUCCACUGAUCGGUCUGUACGUGUUUGGGAUAUUGAAAAGGGUCUUUGCACCCAAGUCUUCUACGGACAUACCAGCACGGUGCGCUGUCUGCAGAUCCUCAUGCCUACCGAAACCGGCAAAACCCACGACGGCAAGGCUAUCAUGGCGCCUCAGAAGCCUCUGAUCAUCACCGGAUCUCGUGACAGUCAGCUCCGCGUCUGGCGCUUGCCUGAGGUCGGCUCGCGCAGGUACAUCCAGACCGGCCCCCCAGCUAAUGACGCCGACUGCCCGUACUUCAUUCGGACCCUGUCUGGUCACACCCACUCGGUUCGCGCGAUUUCCGCCCACGGCGAUACUCUUGUCAGUGGAAGCUAUGACAGCACCGUUAGAGUCUGGCGCAUCAGCACUGGCGAGUCGCUUCAUGUACUCCACGGUCACUCUCAGAAGGUCUACAGUGUCGUGCUGGACCAUGAGCGCAACCGCUGCAUUUCCGGCUCGAUGGACUCGCUGGUCAAGAUUUGGGACUUGAACACCGGCGCCUGUCUUCACACUCUCGAGGGGCAUAGUCUGCUUGUUGGUUUGCUGGACUUGCGCGAUGAGAGACUGGUGUCAGCUGCUGCUGACAGCACAUUGCGCAUCUGGGAUCCGGAGAACGGCAAGUGCAAGAACGUGUUGACGGCUCACACGGGCGCUAUCACCUGCUUCCAACAUGACGGCCGCAAAGUCAUCUCCGGCAGCGAGAAGACGGUCAAGAUGUGGGACAUUCGCACCGGCGAGUGCGUGCAAGACCUGUUGACAGACCUUAGCGGAGUCUGGCAAGUCAAAUUCGACGAGAGACGUUGUGUGGCUGCCGUUCAGCGUGACAGCCUUACAUACGUCGAGAUCCUCGACUUUGGUGCUGUCCGCGAUGGCAAGCCGCCUGAAGAGCUCGGCGAGCGUAAGCUUCUUAACGAGCCUGAGGUGCGCGCGCUUCUGGCCGAAGAUCUGUAA